This is a messenger RNA of Anneissia japonica, 2543 nucleotides long. RefSeq lists its product as uncharacterized. The transcript is spliced from 2 exons. The record is from RefSeq and is a predicted model, not a curated record. Bases 149 to 1102 code for a protein of 317 amino acids. Gene Ontology annotation, molecular function: lipid binding. Gene Ontology annotation, biological process: lipid transport; lipoprotein metabolic process. Lineage: Eukaryota; Metazoa; Echinodermata; Crinoidea; Comatulida; Comatulidae. Gene Ontology annotation, cellular component: membrane; extracellular region.
UGGUUAUUAGGAUCCUAUAUAUUAAGAUUUGGUCAAAGCCUAAUUUGGGCAAAAUCUACGCGGAAAUCGGCCCUUAUUUUCAGAAUAGCGUGGACAGCCUAACCGUUUUGUGCUUUUUAGGCUUUAAAAGAUAAGAGAGGAAGACACCAUGAGCGUACACCUGUAUCCACGAUAUGAAACUUACACGUGCCAUCUUUGUCAUUCGAAGGAGGACAUAUGUAAGAAGUUCGCAGCAAAGUUUCAUCUGUUGUUAAAUACUUCUAAAUACUUUCUUCCAUCUGGAAAACUGACACGCUCUGGCGAACAGCAAUUAAAACAGCUUGAACUGAUCCAUGACCUUCACCCCCAACUACGACAAUUGACCAAGGAGUUUCGCAUAAAGUUCCAAAAAUGGUCGAAAUGUCGCUUGCAAGUGAUUGAAGAAUUGUCGAAGUUCAUUAACCAAGUUGCAAACAUGAAGUUAUGUACAAAUGUAGUAAAGGCUUCUGGGCAAAUUGGUGGCAUCAUUGGUGGAAUACUUGCCAUUGGGGGUGUUAUACUUGCUCCAGAGACAGGUGGUCUUUCCUUAACUGCCCUGGGAAUUAGGGUAAGCUUUUCCUCGGCAGUAUUUAAGUGGGGCGCAAAUGUUGUGGACGGUGUGUUUACAACCCUUCAGAGUAAACGAGUGGUUUCUCUGAUUAAAAGAGAUCAAGAACUAACAAAGGAAAUGGCAGAGGUUGCAGAGUCCUUGAUGACAACCAGCAAAGUGUUCAGUCAAGCGGUCGAUGAAUUUGAAAGCAGGAACCAGAUUUUCGGCGCUGAGGAACUUAUCACUGAAUUAAAACAGAUUAAAUCCGAGAGAGACCAAAUGCAAACGGCUCUUGAAGGUGUAGCUAAGGCUAUGAAAACAGGCCUGUUAGAUGCCUCCAAGUCGCCGGCCCUACGUGCGCUAAGUGGAGUUCUGAUUGGAAUAUAUGUGCUUGUGGAGUCUGUACAGCUCAUACAAACAAUAACGGACAUAAAUGAUGGUUCAAAAUCACAGCUCCAAGAAGAGAUUAUGACGUUGACGGCUGUAAUGGUUCGUGAACACGACAUACUGAAGAAACAAUAUGAUAGUAUGUGAACCCAGACAGAUUAUUUCAGUGUCUUCAUUUUGCUGCAAAGAAACAAUGUUGAAACACCGGCAGAUUCAAAGGGGCCCUUCCAACCCCUAUUUGCUAACAAUAUUGUAAUUACUGUGGUAUACAGUUAUUGCAUGUUUUAUUCAAUUUGUAAAUACAGUACUGUAAUAAAGAAAGCAUUUAUUUGAUAGUCUGAAAAGUGCACACUUUACACCAUUUAUUCGUCCUUAUAGCUAUUUGGUGUUUUAUUCAAUUUAUAAAUACUGUUAUCAUCAUCAUGAGGUCGUUAUGGAGAGUUGUGAUUAUUAUAAAUACUGUAUUAAAGAAAAAAUUUAUUUGAUAGUCAGAAAAGCACACACUUUACAUAAUCCGUCCGAGGGCCAAAGUGAAUUCAGAAAAACUUCAUGCACUGAUUUAAUACCUUACUCUCAGUUUUAAUAUUACUUUUUAGAGAUGAUCAGUGUCAGGCUGUAAAAACAAGGUAAUAUUUUGUUGGCCGCACAAAUAUGGUUUUCAAUUUUUAAGAAAUCAUUGUCAGGCUGCAGGCGGCCAGAACUUCGCCCACCUGUGCUUUACACCAUAUAAUCAUCCACCUUGUUUAUGAUCUUAUUUUCAAUAAUAAUUUGUACUUACUUUAAUAUUCUAUUUUCAAUAAUAAUUUGUACUUAAGUUUGGAUAUAUUUUAUUUUAAAUACAGUUGAAGUUUCAAUAAAAAUUACCAGCAGUAUAUAUUCAUCACACUACAGUAUGUAACAUUCAUUUGUAUAAACAAAAAUAUACUGUUUUGUUUGUCUUUCUCUUGGUGCUUUCAUAUUUUUUUUUAGACUAAUGUUAAACAUAGAAAUAAUUUUCUUUGAUUUACUUAAGAUUACAAUUUUUUUAUGGACAUGCAAUAGUAGAGGCUAAUACAGGACAUUUACCACAGUAUUAUUUAAUAAUAUAAAUACUGAAAGGACCGGAGCAAUUUUCUAGUGAAGAUCCUUUUUGUUUCUGUAAAUCUGUUUUGGUUAACAUGGGUCAUUCCUUAUCAAUGAGUUAUCCUUGUCUUCGAUGUUUGUGGUUAUUCAACUUUGAUUUUACCUUUUGAUUUUGUUUAUUUAUAUUUGCCUUGAUAUUAUUAUAAAAGUUAUGAUGCAAUACUGUAUUUUGUUUACCUUCUGUUUGCAUGUUUUAAAGCCAAAUAAAAUCGUAUUAGUAUUUGAGGGAGUUGACCAAAUAGAGAAAGUAUAGGAUGCCAAGAGGGCCUAAAGUUUGGACUACAUCUCAUCUAAUAACAUACUUUGACGGAUGUCGGACCCAAAUUAUAGAGUUUGCUUCCGAGAUGUAUUUCGGAUACACAUAUCCUAUAAUAUAAUAUAAUAUAUAUACUGUAUAAUAAUAUAUCAUAUAAUAUUUCCUGCUAUAAUUGUGUUCUUGAAUAAAUUACAGUAAAGCCAAAUGAAA